This is a messenger RNA of Lethenteron reissneri (Far Eastern brook lamprey), 2242 nucleotides long. RefSeq lists its product as uncharacterized. Gene Ontology annotation, biological process: mRNA stabilization; meiotic cell cycle; female meiosis I. Gene Ontology annotation, cellular component: cytoplasm; nucleus. Lineage: Eukaryota; Metazoa; Chordata; Hyperoartia; Petromyzontiformes; Petromyzontidae. The record is from RefSeq and is a predicted model, not a curated record.
GGCGCCAUGGAGCGAAAUUCAGGCGUCAAUUUCGGGUUCUCUGAGUAUCACCCCUGGUCAUCGGUUACGGACGAGCCCAAUGCAACAAACGCACGUCCAUCGCCUUCAGACAGUGAGCAGAUGUCUUUCAGUGGCUUUGACAUUGCCCAGGAAAGCCCUGACAUGUUUGGCAUGGUCUCCAAUUUAGUAAAUGACUACGAAGAACCAUCGCUUGAUACCUCCACAAGCAGAAUUACACCAACCUAUGAUUUAACUAUGCUUUGGAAUGCCUUAAAUAUCAGAGACGCUGUGGAUCCUUUAGGAAGGAAAGUUUGCGACAACUUAAUGACUCCAGAAAAGACAAGUGAGAAGAAGUUGAAUAAUUUAGGUGUAAGAUUCCAGUCGAAUUUUCCCUUAUCUUUAAGGAAUGAAGGCAUUAUUUUUACAAAUCAAAUUAUGGAGCCAUCACGUGACAGUUCAUUAUUUCAAUCACGGAUAGUGGAAUCUCCCGUGAAUAAUUUCCAUGCAAACAAUGGCAAGUUUGACACGUACUCGCAUUCCACAAAUAACAGUGGGAGUUGGGAACAAAGAUUGGACACUAAUGACAUAAAUUAUUCCAGAGUUCAUGCGGCCAUGGGUUUAAGACCUCAAACAAAGUUUGAGAAAAACAUAAAGUCAUCUUUCAGCUGUGUAGAAAACGAUACAUCACUGAGCAGCUAUCGUAUACCAAACACAGUAAACUCUCCUAUUGGAACCCGUGUAUCAGACACACUACCAAUCUCUAACAGCAGUCAUAACCUUGAACUUAAAAAGGAACAUCAACAACAAUUAUUGGACCUCGAAAGCCGUACAUUGCUUGGGGAACAAAUUCCAUUUGUUGCCACGAAUGGUUUAUUUUAUGGACAUUGUACAAAUGGACCAGCCUUGGAAAAUGUGAUGAAUGAACCAAACAUUGAUUGGUCAAAUAAAAGAGAUGAACACUCAUCCCCCUUUAUCAGAAGUCAGCAUCAUGAUUUGGGUGGCAUUAAAAGAAAACUGAAUGCGUCACCUGAGUAUUUUCAAACAAGCAAUUGGAAUCGGAAUUCUUAUACUUCUGAACCAAACAGUCAACAAAUCCCUCAUUAUCAAAGUGACACUUCAAACUUGCAAGACUUCAAUAGUCAACCAACUUCGUCUUCGUACCUGUAUUCUUCGCUUGAGUUAAAACAGAGGAAUUCAAGUCAAUAUGUAUCAUGUACUUCUGAACCAAACAGUCAACAAAUCCCUCAUCACAGUGACACUUCGAACUUGCAAGACUUCAAUAGUCAACCAACUUCAUCAUCGUACCUGCAUCCUUCGCUUGAGUUAAAACAGAGGAAUUCUAGUGAAAAUAUAUCUCCAAUCAGGAGGAAUUCUCUACCACUUGGUUCAUUCCUUCCUGAACAAAAUCCUUUUUGUCAACAUGACACAUAUGAAAAAAUUAGAGCUAAACAGGCUCAUUCUCUUCAAGUACAAAAUGCUUGUUGGAUGCUGCAACAAAGUUUUGAUAGACCAAGCAAUGAGCUGUGCAUCAGCAUAGAAAAGUGUUUGAUGAACGCAAAAGCUCUGACAAGCGAAAUGAAUAUGGUUGAAACCAAGUUAUUGAAAAACUACUCGGGUUUGUAUGUUUCCAGUGUUGAAAGCAGCAGUCCUGUGCAUUGGCUGGAUGCCAAUCAUACACACAUCAAUAAUCUGAUUUUUUAUCAACUGAAAGAGAAUUUGAGAUUGAAAAUCCUUUUUGGGAAGAUGGAGAGCUUGUGUGGUGUAUCGGUGCCGGACAGCAUCAUGCUAGAUCUUGCCAAUCACUUGAAGGCUGUUCGCUUGGUCAAGCUUUGGCGGCAGGAGGCCAGCGACAUAUGUGGUGAAGGUGGGCAGACUCUGGUUGGAUCCGUGAUGCAGUUGUUCAUGUCUAUAAGGAAAUUACGCACAUCCCUGUGGUGUGUUUUGCAGUUCACUCUGCUCUAAGUGUCACUUAUAAUUGCAUACUUGUGAGGAAGGGAUUAUGGAAAUGCUACCCAACCUUACCUUAUUGUGACACCUUGCAUCAAAAAACCACACGUGCCUCGUAUAUAAACAUACUCCAACUGACCAUCAAACAUUCAUCACAAUAUGAAUUGUGUUUAAAUGUAAAGGCUUACCUGACGUUCCCUAUCCCAAUGACACCCUUCCAUUGUAUUAUUUUGAAAUCAGGUUGUGGGCCGCAUCAUGUGUGGGGCUGUUCUUGGACUAAAGGACAAGCAUGUCC